Molecule: messenger RNA, 1256 nt
Organism: Chaetura pelagica (chimney swift)
Lineage: Eukaryota; Metazoa; Chordata; Aves; Apodiformes; Apodidae
Gene: HMGCLL1
Product: 3-hydroxymethyl-3-methylglutaryl-CoA lyase-like 1
Exons: 9
Coding region: 1-1053 (350 amino acids)
Biological process (GO): L-leucine catabolic process; ketone body biosynthetic process
Cellular component (GO): endoplasmic reticulum; cytosol
Molecular function (GO): hydroxymethylglutaryl-CoA lyase activity
Source: RefSeq, a predicted model, not a curated record
AUGGCCCCUGUAAUAGUCAUCCCAUACAUUGUUCUUAAUGUUGUGUUCAAGAGCAGUGAAUUCAAGUUGGGACUGGCUAGUGGACAGGAAGGAUAUAGAGAAAAUCAGAGGUAUAGAUUUGUGUUUCAGGAAUCUCAAGCUUCUGGACUGCCUGAGUACAUAAAGAUUGUAGAAGUUGGGCCAAGAGAUGGAUUACAAAAUGAAAAGGUGAUAGUCCCAACUGAUAUCAAAAUUGAGUUAAUUAACCGGCUUUCCAGAACAGGGCUGCCUGCAAUAGAAGCAACCAGUUUUGUUUCAUCCAAAUGGGUCCCUCAGAUGGCAGAUCAUAAAGAAGUAAUGAAGGGCAUUGAGCGGCAUCCUGGAGUCCAAUAUCCUGUUCUCACACCUAAUCUUCAAGGUUUUCAUUCUGCUAUUGCAGCAGGGGCUACAGAAGUGUCAGUAUUUGGUGCAGCAUCUGAAUCCUUUAGCAAAAUGAAUAUUAAUUGUUCAAUUGAAGAAAGUAUGGAAAAAUUUGAAGAAAUCAUUAAAUCUGCAAGGAUUAUGAAUAUUCCAGUGCGUGGGUAUGUGUCAUGUGCAUUGGGAUGCCCAUAUGAAGGAAACAUAACACCAGCUAAAGUGGCAGAAGUAUCUAAGCGGCUGUACAGUGUGGGCUGUUAUGAAAUCUCCUUGGGGGACACAAUUGGUGUGGGGACUCCUGGAAGUAUGAAAAGAAUGUUGGAAGCUGUUAUGAAAGAAAUUCCUCUGAGUGCCCUUGCAGUUCACUGUCAUGACACAUAUGGCCAGGCACUAGCCAAUAUCCUCACAGCCAUACAGAUGGGAGUUACUGUAGUGGAUUCAUCAGUUGCAGGACUGGGUGGUUGUCCCUAUGCAAAAGGUGCUACUGGAAAUGUAGCCACAGAGGAUGUGAUCUACAUGCUUAAUGGCCUGGGGAUCAAUACAGGAGUAAAUCUUUAUACAGUGAUGGAAGCGGGAGACUUCAUCUGUACAGCUUUGAACAAGAAAACAAACUCAAAGGUUGCACAAGCUUCCUUCAAUACUGGAGCUAUCAAUUAGAUGGAGGGGGUUUUUUUGCAGGUGAACUACAUUCCACAUCUACCAAGGAAAAUUACAUCAAGAAAUCCAAUAUAAGGAAACCAUUUCAGCAAAGAACCAAAAUAGAACCCGUAUAACUUUUUAUUAUCAGAAGAAUUAUUGUACUGUACUGUCUUGUCAAGAAUUGUCUAAAUUGUAAGUAGGAAAUAAAUUAUUGUAGUACA